AUGUACAUACACACAUAUACACACACAGAAAUGUACACACACGCACAGAGACACAUGUACACACACAGAUACAUGUACAUACACACAGACACAUGUACAGAUGUACACGUACACACACACACACACACCACCCCCCCCAUAAAAAGUACUUCGUUGUUCACUCACAGAUCUGGGUACUGCACUCUAGGGGGAGGCAGAGAGCACAGCACACGCUCCUUGCUUUGCUUUCACUGCGCUGAGCUAUUGAGCAGUCUGACGGCUCCCAGUGCCAAUGACAGAUCCGGCCUGAGCUUCAAGCUUGCUCAGCAAGACGGCCCUGGGGAACACACUCGCCCCCACCAUAAUUUCCACUCCAUUGGUGAGCAGGCGAGUGGAAAUUUC
Messenger RNA from Staurois parvus, 381 nucleotides. The record is from the annotation of a GenBank genome assembly. Lineage: Eukaryota; Metazoa; Chordata; Amphibia; Anura; Ranidae.